CCUUGUCGGUGGUCCAGCUGUUGCUCUCUCUUCUCGUUUUGGGAAUCAUGCGCCCUAAAUCUUGGACUUGGAGAGCAAUUCGUGGGCUAGGGGCUUCUUAAUUAACCCAAAUUCCUUCUCGAAUUGGAUAAAAUCUGAUCGUAUUUCUGACCUCCAAAUCUCCAAUCACAAAGACAUGGUCUCUCCUCACAGAGGCACCAUCAACUCCCUUCAAGUACUCUAACUUGUUGUCUUACUACUUUUUCAUUUUUGUUUCUGUUGUGAAUUCAUUGGAUUUUAAGCUAGAUUUGAUGUUUCUGCUCUGUGUAUUUAUUGCUAAAUUAGCAACCUCCUAAUGCAAUAAAUCCUAUUAUAUAGUCUUUUGGUUCAAUUUCUGAUUUUGAAUUACCUUGGUUUGUUCAUCCAGAGCUUAACACAAUUGGAUUUAUCCUUAAAUAAGAUGUUUUAACAUUUAGGCUAUCAUAGGUAUGAAUAUCUCAGAAUUAAGGUUUUGAAGCAUUUGUUUUGCAUGUUCUAAUCAUGUUAUCAGGUUGAUUUGACAAAGGGAAGGUAUUUGUUAUUCGCUGCAUUUGAUGCAUCAGCUGUUGUUUAUGAUAUUCAACGUGCUACAGGUUAUGAGGGAGCUGGUCUUAUUGCGAAGCACAAGAGUAUUUUUUCUAUUGACAAGCAACAUGGAAAUGGACAUAAAUUUGUCAUUUCAUCGACCAUAUGGUAUCCUAUUGACAUAGGGCUGUUCAUAACUGAUUCAUAUGAUUAUUAUAUAAAAGUUUGGGACACAAAUGCCACACAGGUGGUGAUGGAUUCAUUGGGUGUCUGUUCCUAAGAUUGUAAUAAUGGAUGACAAUUGUCCCCUUCUUUUUUUUUUUUUAGCUCACAUGGGUAACUAGUGAAAAUUUGAUGCAAUGUAUUUGGAAUAUAAAAAGAAAGCUUUUAAUCAUUGAAUCUUUUUAGUUUUUCUAAAUUGAAUGUGAUUUGCUAUUAUCUGUUUAGUGAUUAUCAUCAUCUUAAUGUCUUGAACUUAAAGGAUCUAAAGGAUUUUUGCUUGGCUUAUAAUGGGGUUUAGGUUAAUGGUUGAAGAAAGAAAUGAUUGUUC
This is a messenger RNA of Rubroshorea leprosula, 1093 nucleotides long. NCBI's taxonomy places the organism in Eukaryota, Viridiplantae, Streptophyta, Magnoliopsida, Malvales, Dipterocarpaceae. The record is from the annotation of a GenBank genome assembly.